AUGGCACCUUCAGCAACAGAAACUACCACGGUGACCGACCCGGUCAACCUUCCUGUGAACAACCUCCGCCUGUAUGCCGACGGCUCCGGUGAUUACAAGGAGCUUUCGCCUGUUGUAUACGACAAAGAUGCCGAGGCGAAGGGAGGAGACGGCCACAAGGGCGCAAAGUAUCCUCAUUACCUCCCUACGUGGAACCCUGAGCAAAAAUACCCUCCCCUAGAGCCCUUCCAGCACUACGAGCAUGGAAAGGACGCCGACCCCAGCUACCCCGACCUUCUCCCCAAGGAGGCCGAGGUGACGGACCUGACGCCCACGAUCGGCACGGAAGUCAGGGGCAUCCAGCUCAGCAAGCUCAGCAACGCCGGCCGCGACCAACUCGCCCGGUUCGUCGCGGAGCGCAAGGUCGUCGCCUUCCGCGGCCAGGACUUUGCCGACCUCCCCAUCGACAAGGCGCUCGAGUUCGGUGGCUACUUUGGCCGUCACCACAUCCACCCCACUUCCGGGUCCCCCGAGGGCUUCCCGGAGAUCCACCUCGUCCACCGCGCCGCGGGCGACAGGUCGGCCGAGAAGUUCUUCGCCACCAGGACGAGCUCGAUCGCGUGGCACUCGGACGUCUCGUACGAGCAGCAGCCGCCGGGCACGACCUUUCUGUACAUCCUCGACAAGCCGGAGACGGGCGGUGACACCCUCUUCUGCAACGCCGUCGAGGCCUACAACAGGCUCAGCCCGCUCUUCCAGGAGAGGCUCCACGGCCUGCAGGCCGUCCACUCCGGCAUCGAGCAGAUCAACGCUUCCGUCAGCAAGGGCAGCAUCAAGCGCCGCGAGCCCGUCGCAAACACCCACCCCAUCGUACGGACGCACCCCGUGACCGGUGAGAAGGCGCUCUACAUCAACCCUCAAUUCACCCGUGAGAUCGUGGGUCUGAAGAAGGAAGAGUCCGACGCUCUGCUCAAGUUCCUUUACGAGCACAUUGCGUGGGGCGCCGACUUCCACGCCCGCAUCAAGUGGGAGGAGGGGACCGUCGUCGUCUGGGACAACCGUGUCACUCAGCACUCUGCGCUGAUUGACUGGAACAACGGCUCGCGGAGGCACUUGGCUAGAAUCACGCCGCAGGCUGAGCGGCCAUACGAGACCCCUUUCAAGGGUUAG
Molecule: messenger RNA, 1149 nt
Organism: Colletotrichum graminicola M1.001
Lineage: Eukaryota; Fungi; Ascomycota; Sordariomycetes; Glomerellales; Glomerellaceae
Product: TfdA family Taurine catabolism dioxygenase TauD
Exons: 3
Coding region: 1-1149 (382 amino acids)
Cellular component (GO): cytoplasm
Molecular function (GO): 2-oxoglutarate-dependent dioxygenase activity
Source: RefSeq, a predicted model, not a curated record